Messenger RNA from Molossus molossus (Pallas's mastiff bat), 1906 nucleotides. RefSeq names its product hepsin (gene HPN). NCBI's taxonomy places the organism in Eukaryota, Metazoa, Chordata, Mammalia, Chiroptera, Molossidae. Gene Ontology annotation, cellular component: membrane. Gene Ontology annotation, biological process: negative regulation of epithelial to mesenchymal transition; regulation of cell shape; proteolysis. The transcript is spliced from 13 exons. The record is from RefSeq and is a predicted model, not a curated record. The coding region runs from base 174 to 1598 and encodes 474 amino acids. Gene Ontology annotation, molecular function: serine-type exopeptidase activity; serine-type endopeptidase activity.
GGUGAGGCAGCCAGGCCUAGCAGGCCCCACGCCCGCCGCCGCCUCUGCCUCCUGGCCACCGCUGCUGCGGGCCACCAUGCUGCUGCCCAGGCCUGGAGACUGACCCGCAACUGGCACCCUCUCUCCGCUUCGCCCCGCCUGCCAGACCCCAGGCCUAAUCUGCGUCCGUGAUCAUGGCGUGCUCUGGCCAGGGCCCAGGUCCUUCAGCCUCCCUGGAUGAGCGCCUGGGACUGAGGGCACUGGAGCUGGGCUGGGCUCCCCCAGGUCCUGCCUCCCGGUUCAUCUCACAGGUCCUGCCUCGGCCCAGGAGGUCAGCCCGGGAAUCAUUAACAAGAGGCUGUGACAUGGCGGAGAAGGAGGGUGGUCCGACUGUGCCAUAUUGCUCUGGACCCAAGGUAGCAGCUCUCACUGCGGCGACCCUGCUGCUCCUGACUGGCAUCGGGGCAGCGUCCUGGGCCAUUGUGACCGUUCUCCUCAGGAGUGACCAGAAGCCACUGUAUCCAGUGCAGGUCAGCCCAGCAGACACUCGGCUCACGGUGUUUGACGAGACGGAGGGGACAUGGCGACUGCUGUGCUCCUCGCGCUCCAAUGCCAGAGUGGCGGGACUCAGCUGCGAGGAGAUGGGCUUCCUCAGGGCACUGGCCCACUCGGAGCUGGAUGUGCGGACAGCGGGCGCCAACGGCACGUCGGGCUUCUUCUGCGUGGACGAGGGAAGGCUGCCCCACGCCCGGAGGCUGCUCGAGGUCAUCUCCGUGUGUGACUGUCCCAGGGGCCGCUUCCUGGCUGCCAUCUGCCAAGACUGUGGCCGGAGGAAGCUGCCCGUGGACCGCAUUGUGGGAGGCCGGGACACCAGCCUGGGCAAGUGGCCGUGGCAAGUCAGUCUUCGCUAUGACGGAGCGCACCUCUGCGGGGGGUCCCUGCUCUCGGGAGACUGGGUGCUGACAGCUGCCCACUGCUUCCCUGAGCGGAACCGGGUCCUGUCGCGAUGGCGUGUGUUUGCCGGUGCUGUGGCCCAGACCUCACCCCAUGGCCUGCAGCUGGGGGUUCAGGCAGUAGUCUACCACGGGGGCUAUCUCCCCUUUCGAGAUCCCAACAGUGAGGAGAACAGUAAUGAUAUCGCUCUGGUCCACCUCUCCAGCCCCCUGCCCCUCACAGAAUACAUCCAGCCCGUGUGCCUCCCAGCUGCCGGCCAGGCCCUGGAGGAUGGCAAGAUGUGCACGGUGACUGGCUGGGGCAACACGCAGUACUACGGCCAGCAGGCUGGGGUCCUCCAGGAGGCCCGAGUCCCCAUAAUCAGCAAUGAUGUCUGCAAUGGCCCUGACUUCUACGGGAACCAGAUCAAGCCCAAGAUGUUCUGUGCUGGCUACCUUGAGGGUGGCAUCGAUGCCUGCCAGGGCGACAGUGGCGGCCCCUUCGUGUGUGAGGACAGCAUCUCUCGGACCCCGCGUUGGCGGCUGUGUGGCAUCGUGAGCUGGGGCACUGGCUGUGCCCUGGCCCAGAAGCCAGGCGUCUACACCAAAGUCAGUGACUUCCGGGAGUGGAUCUUCCAGGCCAUAAAGACUCACUCCGAGGCCAGCGGCAUGGUGACCCAGCUCUGACCGGAUGCUUCUCCUUGCUGCGAACGCCUCCAGGGCCCGAGUUGAUCUAAGUGGCCUCAGCCCCACAUAGUGGGAUUCACUCUGGGCCUGGGAUGGAACAUUCUCCUUCUUGGGCCCAGCCCAAAAGUCCAAGGAUAGCUUCCCUCCAGGGUCCUGUCUUCCACAGUGGCAGGCCCACUCAGCCCUGGGACCCCCUGAGCCCCACCUUCCUGACCCCCAUGUAAAUAUUGUUCUGCCAUCUGGGGACCCUAAUCUAGGUAUCCCUGAUGGCAGGCUGCUCUUUAAAUAAUAAAGAUGGUUUUGAUUAA